AUGGAAUCGGGCGACAUUCUUGGUGACGGAAGUGUUCUGAAAAGCCUUGUAGAGGAGGGCUCUGAUCCGCCAGUUUUUCCGGUCUUUGGUGAUGAUUGCGUGACGCACUUCGUGGGCACCCUUCCGGAUGGAAGCAUCUUCAAUGACACAAUCAAGCGCGACCAGCCUUUCAAGUUUCAACUUGGGGCAGAGCAUGUCUUGGAAGGAUUCGAUGAAGGAGUCGCGACUAUGCGAAAGGGAGAGCGAGCCAUCUUUCAGCUCUCACCCGAAGUUGCUUAUGGAUCUCUCGGUGCCCGUGACGAGCGGGGAUGGCAAGUUCCACCAGAUACGCCGGUGACUUUUGACAUCCGCUUGCUGGACGUCAUUAAAGCUUCAGAAAGCUCCGUGACAUCACAGGACGCUGCCCGAAGAUAUGGCAGGGAAGAUGUAGGUGUUGGUGGAAAGAGUGCAGAUGGGAGGUAUACUUGGGAGCGCAAAGGGGCCGAGGUUCUGGUGAUUGCUCCAGUUGCAGACGAUGUUACAGCCAAAGAUGUGAGCUACAUUUUUCAAGAGAGAUACAUCUCCCUGGCGGUGCGUGGAGAAAUCCUGCUGGCUGGUCGACCUGGCUGUGAUGUCGCAGCAGAGGAAUGCUACUGGGAGCUUUGCUCGGACUCAGGCAGGAGGUGCCUGCUCGUUCACUUGGUAAAGAAAGGCUCGCUCUCGGCCAGGUGGCCGGACAAGCUCAUCACUGCGACGGAUGGUGAUGAUGCAAAGAUGCCUCGUUAG
Symbiodinium natans is the source of this 765-nucleotide messenger RNA. NCBI's taxonomy places the organism in Eukaryota, Dinophyceae, Suessiales, Symbiodiniaceae. The record is from the annotation of a GenBank genome assembly.